AUGAAUACCACACAGAUUCUCAACAUUUCUUACUGGAUAUCGGAUCUUUUACGCGAAGAGCUCGUCUACUGCUGCCUCCUACUAGCGUUUCUCUUCUAUGACCCAACCAUGACCGUAUUGCUCUGCCGUUUGGGGCUUUGGACAGAGCGACUGAAGCUCUGGAUGUGGUUGGCGAAUCCGAAACGCGUCUGGAAGAUGCUCGUCAUGUUCACGGCUUUCUUCAAGGCCAACUACUUAGGCAAGGGCUUCCUCAAGGUAUUGGGCUUGUUUGUACCCGAGCCCACGGUUGCGCAGCCAGUCAAGCCAUUGGAACCCGGAAAGGUCAAGGAAUCUGGAGAAAAAGAGAGACUUGAAACGAUAUUGGAGGUCGAUGAGGAGGGGGGGUCUGACCAGGUCGCGAGGACUGACGAGGUAGAAAGGCCUGACGAGGUAGACGAGCCUCCUGCGCCGGCUCCAAUUCGACCUCAGCAAGACGGUGGCGGAAACAGGGGGAAGAAGCCGAAGAACAAGAAGAACAAGAGAAAAGGGAAGCGCUGA
Messenger RNA from Colletotrichum scovillei, 537 nucleotides. RefSeq lists its product as uncharacterized. The transcript has 2 exons. The record is from RefSeq and is a predicted model, not a curated record. Lineage: Eukaryota; Fungi; Ascomycota; Sordariomycetes; Glomerellales; Glomerellaceae. The coding region runs from base 1 to 537 and encodes 178 amino acids.